AUGAACUCUUUGGGUGUGUUUCGUAGAGGCCCGUUCGCCACCUUCGCCCGUCUGGCCCACCACAAGGUCUCCAGCAGCCAGUACCCCAAGGUGAACGUCAACGACGUGGUUCUUGACAAGCCUCGGUUUGGUUUCAGAAAGGAAAGAGCUCCGCUUCUUUCGGCAGACGUCAAGGAGAUUUUCUCCCAGGAGGCUAUCAAGCAAAAGUACAUCGACGCCGGCAAGCCCGUUCCAAUCAAAUACCGUGUAGAUGGAGACAAGAUCGCCAGAAGAAACUUCGACAGUUACCAGGACCUGGUCGCACAGGGUCUUCCCCAUUUCCGCGUGGGAGAGAAGGAGGUCUACCUUCCCAAGGCCACCAUCACGUUGUUGAGACCCAAGGCCAAGUAUACUCCCUACCAAGCCAGUUUCAUUGUGCCCCGUAACUUCAACAAGAUGGACUUGAGAGACUACUUGUGGCAUGUGUACGGGUUGCGUGCGUUGAACGUCACCGUGCAACUUUCGCCUGCUACUUAUGCGCGCCGCACAGAGGAUAACCACCGUUACCGUAGAUCCCAGGUCAAGUACAUGACCAUCGACAUGGAGGAGCCAUUUGUGUGGCCCGAGAUCCCAGAGGAGAGUGUGCUAAAAAGUAUAAAGGAGCGUGAGGGUGACACCAGAUUGCAGAUAUUCAACCUGGCUGUCGGUGCCGAUAAGGAGAAACCCACCGGUGCCUACGAUGGUUUGAUGGACAAGCCUAGAUUGCCUGACAUCUUUGUGUCCAAGGCCAACAAGAAACUGAUGAAAUUGAAGAGCUCUCGUACCAUCGCCAAGGAGGACAAGCAGAGGGAGAGAGAUGAGAUUGCCAAGUACUUGAACUUGUAG
Molecule: messenger RNA, 864 nt
Organism: Australozyma saopauloensis
Lineage: Eukaryota; Fungi; Ascomycota; Pichiomycetes; Serinales; Metschnikowiaceae
Gene: MRP20
Product: mitochondrial 54S ribosomal protein uL23m
Exons: 1
Coding region: 1-864 (287 amino acids)
Biological process (GO): mitochondrial translation
Cellular component (GO): ribosome; mitochondrial large ribosomal subunit
Molecular function (GO): structural constituent of ribosome
Source: RefSeq, a predicted model, not a curated record